CCUCGAGGCAAUCCCCGCCUUCCGGAGGGGGAGGUGGAAGAGCGUCAAGCCGCCGGCCGACCGGAAACAAAGCUCUGGAGAAGCAGGGUUUCGACCUCGCUGCCAUACAGUCCAUGUCCAGAGCGGCGGGGACGGGCAAUAGCGGGGUGGGGGGCGCCGCAACUCCCGGACGCAAACGCCUCCUGGGGGGAGUGCGAUUCUGGACCGGGUUGGAGGGGGUGACGAAGACGGCGCUGCUGCUGCUGCUGGGGGCGGGGGUGGGGGGGCUGCUGCUGCCUGAAGCGCGCGCGGCAGUGGCCCAAGCCAAGUUUGAGGCGGAUCACAUGCAGGGGUUCGCGGACUCGAGGUCGAGACUGGAAUUUUUUUUGGCGGGAGACGGCGUUAGUGAAGGCCGCAAAGCCUUGGACGUGGGUUUCGACGCCGGCAGCACCGCCGCCGACGAAUUCGGAGAUGUCGUAGAUGUCAUAGACGCGGACUCCUCCUCCUCCUCCGGCUCCUUCGUGUCGGCGGAGAACACGGAAGACAGUGAGGAGGACGCUAAAGUGGACGAUGUGGCAGAGAGGAGAGGGGACGAGGCCGUGUUGGCGGCGACGAUGGGUGAAGAGGAAGCGGGCGAUGACGGAUUGCUAUCGGAGGCGACCGACUGGUUCUUGAAUUUCGUGGACUUGGUUGUGGGGUGGGCGCACUACCUGUCGGCCGUGAGCAUGCCGUGGAGAGGCGGGGUGGGCGAGAUCUCGUGCGUGUCGGCUAUUCACCUGGCGUUAUUCGUGAGGCUGGUCGUGGCGGUGGCGUUCUCUGGAGUGAGGGUCGUGCUCGGCCUUCCGGCGUUCCCUGCAGCUCAAUCGACAAGCAAGCCCGGAAUGGUGAUGGGCAUGGUCCUGGCCACGGUCCCCACCUUGGGCAAGGUGCUAGCGUGGGGGAACGUAGUCAAGUCCAUCUUCUCCGACACCAAUCUGGUGGUAGCCGGCACCGUGUUGACGCUGGCCCUGAACCUAGCAUUCGAGGAGGGCGCGGGGCCCCGCAGGCUGGCGGGGAGCAUAUCGGGCGCGCUCGGUCUUUUCUCCCCCUCGUUCCAGGGGUCGGAAGAAGGAGACUACUCCACCGGCGGCGGCGGCGGCGGCUUGAAAGAGCUGUGAUACUCUCGUUGCUCGUGCGCUUUGUUGGUCUGAGCUCAGGGACACCUGGCGCAAGUUGUAGUAGUCACAACAUUAUUUUUGGUGGACUUUGUACGUGUUCCCAUCCUGUGUCCGUUGUGACUAUUCUUUUUUCUGUAGGGGUGUCUCCUUGAUUUCGAGAGGGCAAGGGCAAGACGAAGGCGGCAGGUACACCGGUCAUAAGUGGCUAUCAAACAACGGAAGUAAUGUCGUUGACACCGCUUUUUAUGCCUCCAUGAUGCAUCGUUUGUUUUUCUGCGCAAGGGCGCACGACGUUCUGUGAACCGUUUCUCUUGUCUGUUGCAUCUUGUCUGUCAUGUUUUUUGUUUCUUGAGUAUUGUAGCCGCUGAAAGUUGCGCACGGUGAUUGCCGGCUGCGGCGUUCGUUGUUUGCAUGAUGGCGAGAGGAAGAACGGAAAGCUGUAGGCUGUGCAAUGGGGGGCGGCGGCAGCGGCACUCGGCGAUGCCUGAAGAGUGGCGAUAUGUAACGUCAUCCAUCAUCGGAGAGAUCAGUACAUGUUCAGCUUUGAUCAGACAACCGUGUCGGAGUAAUCUCGAUGUAGACGCCAUGCAGACGCCGUUGUUUUUGCGGGUUCUGGUCGGACACAACCUCCGUCGUUUUGGCCACAGGGCACAUCACCAUUGUACUUCGUAAUUUGGAGCACUAAAGUACACUCGUGUGUGGGGAUUGCGCGAACGAAUCUGGUUGUACUGGUGUUUCGUGUUUCUUUCCUGUUGUUUGUUUCAAACAACUCCCUCUGUAUGGACACGACGGUUCGCUUGCUUUUCGCUGGUGUGUUUAAGUCGGGUUGACGGGGCAGAGGUUGGUUUAGGAAAGGGGGGAAUACUUCGCGAUUGCCGCCUAACACAGCAGCAGCAGCAGUGCCGGGUUCGAACCAGCCAGCAACAUAAAAAAGAGUAGAAACGCUCCAUCCAGCGUUUUCAUUUUGUGUCCUUGUCUCAUUUGUCUCCUGCGGUAGUACCGGAGCCGGUGGCGUGUGCGUCAGGUGCUCACCGUCUUAUUUUUGUGGCCGUGGUCGCCUGAAGUUCAUUAUUUUGCUCAGCAGCUCGCUCUCGCCGGCGCCAUUGCGACAAUAGUUGUCUCUAUUCGGGUUCUUUGCUCGCCCCCCUCCCGCUCGUGUUGUGGUGAUGUUGCGGUGGAGCGACGAGGGGGGAGGGUGAAAGGCCUCAGAGCUUCUCCUUUCCAUCCCCGCGUAAAUCCACAAGUUUUAGUCUAACACAUCUUUUGAUCUAUGUUCUUCGCUGUUCGUAUCGGUGCGUUCAUGUAGAAUACUGCUUUUAAGUAAAGACUAUGUUUUUUCGUU
This is a messenger RNA of Ectocarpus sp. CCAP 1310/34, 2478 nucleotides long. The record is from the annotation of a GenBank genome assembly. Lineage: Eukaryota; Phaeophyceae; Ectocarpales; Ectocarpaceae.